Messenger RNA from Echinostoma caproni, 480 nucleotides. The record is from the annotation of a GenBank genome assembly. Lineage: Eukaryota; Metazoa; Platyhelminthes; Trematoda; Plagiorchiida; Echinostomatidae.
AUGGGUUGUGCUAUAUCGUGUAAAUGGAAAAUGAAAUACGGUCUGAUCAGCUGCUCGGUGUUUCAAACAGUUUCACAGGCUGUUACUAACAAUAAAGAAGACAUUUAUGUAGAAGAAAUGGAAAUCUCACUUUUCGACCUAACCGAUGUUUGUACUGAUCCGCAAGUGAAAAAGUACAUCUACGAGUGUGUGGAAUCACUACGCACACAACUGUUCCGUGUACGGGAGUUGCGCAUUGUCAUUAAGGUUGUUACAGAUUCGAUCCAUCAAGACGAUUCAGAUUGUUUGGAAUGCUUAGUUAUUCGUUUAGACGGCUUGAAUGAAGAGUUUCUAAGAUGGGAUCGAUUGGCCACCGCAUUCCAGGAGGAUUGUGCCGCUGCGUUAUUACGACUGAACAUGUUGGAAUGUAUCUAUCCCCCGGUUGAUUUUGUGGUCGUGGACCAGUACGGAGAAGAUAUAAUGGAGUCCAUCAUUGAUUAA